This is a messenger RNA of Toxotes jaculatrix (banded archerfish), 2958 nucleotides long. RefSeq names its product armadillo repeat containing 2 (gene armc2). The record is from RefSeq and is a predicted model, not a curated record. The coding region runs from base 1 to 2496 and encodes 831 amino acids. Gene Ontology annotation, biological process: sperm axoneme assembly; cilium organization. Lineage: Eukaryota; Metazoa; Chordata; Actinopteri; Toxotidae. The transcript is spliced from 17 exons.
AUGGCCUCUAUGGAGAGGAAACAUGAGAUCUGCAGCCCCUUCAUUCCACGGCGCAACGCUUUGCUGAAAACAAGUGCCGAAAUUAUCAGUGAAGCCAGACAAUCCUUGCGAGUUCAAUCCACCCAGCGACCAUUUACUCCCAGAGAUGGACACAGGCAGCUUUUUGGAAAGAGCUCUGUUCGUGCCAUUCAUGACAACAGGCCUCCAUCUACUUUUAGUCUUCAUGCUCAAAAUUUUGAUGCCCCUGAUUCAAGGCCAGGUUCAGGGAUUCGCCUCUCUCCACUGGACCAUAAGCCAAAGUUUCCAGUCCUCUGUGAUGCUGAGGAUGCAUUCAAAGCCUUUCCCAAACCCCCCGCUGACCCACUGGAAGUGAAGAAGGGGCUGGCAGGGGCACGGGCACGCCUUCUCAGGGCUGGAUCUCUCACCACAUUGCCUCCUAUAGAGAGACACACAGAUGAAAGAUUAAACCCAGGCCCGGGACAAAAGCAGCUGUCAGCUAAACAACUCCACAAAACAGAACACACCAAGGUCCACAGGGGCCCCCACAAACCAGGUCCACGCAGAACAGCCAGUGAAAGUAGAAUCAUUCAGCCUGGUGUUGACUCAGGAGUUAGACCCACAAACUGCUCGACAGGAGGGAGAACAGAGCUGGGGAAUGGAGACAACACCACAAGCACAGAGGAGGAUGCAGAGUCAUUGAUGUGGAAUGAUACGAUCGGUCCUCUUCUCCAACAACUGGAGACUGUGGCUGCAGGCAGCUCUGAGGGCUUGGUGGACCGUCUGUGUGAUUUGUGUGACGGUCUCCAUGGCACCUUGGCAGAAGCGGACAUGCUCGGCCGACGCUGUAAGAGGAGGUCAGGGAUUCUUCGAACACUGUUCCGCCUCAUCGACCUCAACUCUGCCCAGCUCAACCUGCACAUCGCCAAGCUCUGCCUCGCUCUGUUUGUCAGUGGAAACAACCUGCUCAACAUCUGUAAGCUCAUCUUCCAGAUCAGCCGCAGUGAAAGCAACGACAUCCUCUUCCAGAACAACUCUAUUAUAGACUCGUUACUGGGCGUACUGAGCAAUGCGGAUGUGUCAACAUCUGGAGAAGCUCUUUUGUACUGCGUUGGUACUCUGAAAUUUCUCUCAGGAAACAGUUCAAUCCUCAGACUCCUGCUGGACAAGAACUGCAUUGGUGUGGCUCGGAAACUUCUCCAGAGGCUUCACACAGUGGAGGAGACCCACUUCACUAUAUCAGGACACAUCCUUGUACAGCUGACAGCGACCCUGAGGAACCUUGCUGAUCACCCUGAUUCCCGUCCACUCUUUGUGUCCUUCUCUAUACUGUCAGAGCUUUGCCUGGUGCUGCAUCAUCACGGCAAAGACCAGGACAUCUGCACCAACAUUUCCAGAAUAUACAGUAAACUCUCCUCUUACUCAGAGUGCCGCCUCGCCCUGGCCCAGACCCCCGACUGCUACCGACUAUUUUUAGAACUGCUGAGCAAACAUCACCAAAAACAGGACCUUGUUGUGCGCCUUCUCUUCACCCUCGGGAACCUCACAGCCAAAAGCAACGAUGCUCGGCAGCAGCUCUUUCAGUGCGAGGGCUGCAUGGACACGCUCCUCCAACUGUACUACACCUACCAGCGAAGAGAUGCGUUACCACACACACCCUCGCAGGCAGGUGGCCUCUCCCCCAGGAAAAAACAUCCGGCUCCUUCCAUGAGCACACAGGAGGAGGACGACGUGCUGGUGAAGCUGGUCAGGGUGCUCGCGAACAUGUGCAUCCACCCGGCUGUAGGCCCAGCUUUGGCAACCAACACAGCCUGCAUUCAGCUUCUGAUGGAGACACUUGAGUUGCGGUCUGUGCAGGAGAGCGAGGAGCUGUUGGUGAAUGUGGCUGCCACCAUCAACAACCUGUCCUUCUACCAGGAAGAAAACUCUGCAAUCAAACUCAGUCAGCUGACCAUCGCAAAGCUAAUGUUGAAGUUGGUGCUCAGCUCCAGUAUGGACGCCAUGCUUGAGGCCACCCGUGUAUAUGGAAACUUGUCACAGUCCAAGGAUGUGAGGGACUUUAUUAUGCAUAACAAAGUGCACCAGUUUGUGGUGACGCUGCUUGACUCAAAAAACACUGAGAUGUGUUUUUCAGCCUGCGGGGUCCUCACCAACCUGGCUCUGGACCCUCCCAGCCGGGUCAGUCUCUCACUAGAGGGGGCUGCAGCCAAUCUGGUGGACUGUCUGAGAGACUUCGGACCAGGUGAUUGGCAGCUAGCUGGGCAGGUUUGUCAGGCAUUGUGGAACCUGAUCUGUCGCGAUUCGGAGAAGCUGCUGGAUACAAAGGAGAGAGAGUCCCUGCUGGAGGUCCUCACUAUAUACUUAGAUGGAGAGGAGGCUCUGAAGUGCAUAGAAAAUGAAGAUAUGAAGGAUUUUCACAGGGCAUGCUGGGAGUUGGAGUUCUUACCUGUAGCUCAAAAACUGCUGAAGACCCUCCAGCCUUCGGACCUGACAGCCUGACGCUCUGGGACAUGGAGAUAAGAGUCACGUUACCAUAGAAUUAAAUCCUUUAUCCUCAAUCAAACAAUAGAGGAUCAGUUUUUACUUCAUCUUAUCAGAAACAGUCACCUCUUGUAAGUUUAAAAGGUCGCUGUAAAAGUUAAAUAGUUGCCAUCAUGAUAGAGCAAGCAGAGUUGGUCAGCUUGAAUUGUGAAUUUCAAAUACUUCCACUUUUUUUUAAGUCAGAAGAAUUAUCAAAACACCAAUUAUUAAAACAUCUCAGAGUGCUGCUGCUGCAGCGUAGUGCACCUCCACUGUCCAACCAUACUCUCAGGUGUGUUCCCAGUGGUUGUCAUUUAGUAGAAUGACCAUAGACUGUAUAAAACAUGGACAAGCACCCGUGACGUCACCCACUGGUUUCGUGGAGUCGGUUUUGUGACCAAACCAUUGGCAUUUGAGCUGCGCCAUCUUGGAUUUUAGUGG